Molecule: messenger RNA, 2675 nt
Organism: Chaetura pelagica (chimney swift)
Lineage: Eukaryota; Metazoa; Chordata; Aves; Apodiformes; Apodidae
Gene: KCNQ3
Product: potassium voltage-gated channel, KQT-like subfamily, member 3
Exons: 15
Coding region: 1-2295 (764 amino acids)
Biological process (GO): transmembrane transport; potassium ion transport
Cellular component (GO): membrane
Molecular function (GO): voltage-gated potassium channel activity
Source: RefSeq, a predicted model, not a curated record
AUGCAGGGCAGCUGGAUUGUGCGUCUUGAGAAGCCAGGGGCUCACUGGCUUCAUAAUUGCAAGGUGGGGACAGCAAGGUUUCUGAUUGUCUUGGGCUGUUUGAUCUUAGCUGUCCUAACAACUUUCAAGGAGUAUGAAACUGUUUCAGGAGACUGGCUUCUCUUGCUGGAAACUUUUGCCAUUUUCAUCUUUGGAGCAGAGUUUGCCUUAAGAAUCUGGGCUGCUGGGUGUUGCUGUCGCUACAAAGGAUGGAGAGGGAGACUCAAAUUUGCCAGGAAGCCUUUGUGCAUGCUGGAUAUCUUUGUGCUGAUUGCUUCAGUGCCAGUGGUUGCUGUUGGGAACCAGGGCAAUGUUCUGGCCACAUCUCUCAGAAGCCUUCGCUUCCUUCAGAUUCUACGGAUGCUCCGAAUGGACAGGCGGGGCGGUACCUGGAAACUUUUGGGAUCGGCCAUUUGUGCACAUAGCAAAGAACUGAUCACUGCUUGGUACAUUGGGUUCCUGACACUCAUCCUAUCCUCGUUUCUUGUUUAUCUGGUUGAAAAAGAUGUUCCUGAGAAGGAUGCUAACGGGGUGGAGAUGAAGGAAGAGUUUGAAACUUAUGCAGAUGCACUGUGGUGGGGGCUGAUCACCCUCGCUACCAUUGGGUAUGGUGACAAGACCCCCAAAACAUGGGAGGGACGACUGAUUGCAGCCACAUUCUCUCUCAUUGGAGUCUCCUUCUUUGCUCUUCCUGCAGGCAUUUUGGGCUCGGGGCUGGCACUGAAGGUCCAAGAGCAACAUCGUCAAAAACAUUUUGAGAAAAGAAGAAAGCCAGCAGCUGAACUCAUUCAGGCUGCUUGGAGAUACUAUGCUACUAACCCCAACAGGAUUGAUCUAGUUGCUACCUGGAGGUUUUAUGAAUCAAUUGUAUCAUUUCCAUUUUUCAGGAAAGAGCAAUUGGAUGGCACUGCCAGCCAAAAGCUGGGUCUCUUGGAUCGGGUUCGUGGUACCAAUACUAAAGGAAAGCUAUUUACUCCUCUGAAUGUAGAUGCCAUUGAAGAAAGUCCUUCAAAAGAGCCUAAGAAUGUUGUCUUGAAUAAUAAGGAGCGUUUUCGCACUGCAUUCCGAAUGAAAGCGUAUGCUUUUUGGCAAAGCUCUGAAGAUGCAGGAACAGGGGAACCCAUGGCAGAAGAGAGAGGCGACAGUAGUGACUUCCUUAUGGAAGAUAUGAUCCCCACAUUCAAGACAGCCAUCCGAGCUGUCAGGAUACUACAGUUUCGUCUCUAUAAAAAAAAAUUCAAGGAGACUUUGAGGCCUUAUGAUGUAAAGGAUGUGAUAGAGCAAUACUCAGCAGGGCAUCUUGAUAUGCUUUCCAGAAUAAAGUAUCUUCAGACAAGAGUAGAUAUGAUUUUUACACCUGGACCUCCAUCUACUCCCAAGCAUAAGAAAUCCCAAAAGGGAGCUUUUUCUUACCCUUCGCAACAGUCUCCCAGAAAUGAUCCAUAUGUAGCCAAAGCAUCUACAGCAGAUACUGAAGACCAAAGUAUGAUGGGCAAAUUUGUUAAAGUUGAACGACAGGUUAAUGACAUGGGGAAGAAACUGGAUUUUCUUGUUGAUAUGCACAUGCAUCAUAUGGAACAGCUGCAAAUCCAUGUUGCUGAGAUCAGUCCAAUGAAAGAAACUGCUUCUCCUGCAAAGGAGAAGAGAGAAGAAAACAAAUAUUCUGAAUUAAAAACAAUAAUAUAUAAAUACACUGAGCAGUGUACUCAUGAAUCUCCUUACAACUUCCAGCAGGUUCCAGUCAACAAAGUCAGUCCUUAUGGUUUCUCAGCACAUGGUCAUAUGACUCAUUCACGACCUCUAUCAUUAGGUGGGCAAAACUCUGCCAAACUGCAAACCACACCUUCCUCAGCUUCAUAUGCAGAAAGGCCAACAGUUUUGCCUAUAUUUGCAUUAAUGGACUCCCAGGUAAGCUGUCACUCUCAAGGGGACCUACAAAGCCCUUACUCAGAUAAGGUGUCUCCAAGACAGAGAAGGAGCUUAACAAGAGACAGUGAUACUCCAUUAUCCCUUCUCUCUGUCAACCACGAGGAACUGGAGCGCUCCCCAAGUGGCUUCAGUAUCUCCCAAGACAGAGACGACUUCCCUUUUGGCCCCAACGGGGGAUCAGCCUGGAUGAGAGAGAAGCGCUACCUGGCAGAGGGGGAGACGGACACGGACACCGACCCUUUUACACCCAGUGGCUCCAUGCCUUUGUCUUCUACAGGAGAUGGGAUUUCAGACUCAAUAUGGACCCCGUCAAACAAGCCAGUUUAAAAGUGCGUGUGGGGGCAGUCACUGGUUGACUUCUCCAUGUAAUGUAAGCAUACUUUGUAUAUCUCACUUACUCUACACCCAAAGCUUACUAGUUCAAAACACCAAUGGCUGCAUAAGAUGCAUGUGAUAUUAGUGGUAGUCAUUCUGCACCAUUUCGUACAGUUUACUAAUGCAGUUUUUUUCAUGCUACCAAAACUAAGGAGCUUAGUUUUGAGCAUGGUUUGCAUGACUUUACCCUAUAUAAACGGUACAGCUGAUUUCUUCUAUGAUACAUAUCUAUCUGAUACUCUUCAAUACAAUGGUGAAUUGAUAACAGGCGAGAUAUGGUGGUCCUUGCUACAUUUUGUAAACAGAGCAGCAAAGUAAAAAUGUUUUCAGGA